CCUGGCAAGAUUCUGCACUGUCAGCCACUUCUCCGAGGUCAUCCUGUGGGCCAGACUCCUCUUUGGUGCCCAGCUCUGCUGGCAGCUAGGAGAGUUGGAAGUCAGCCUGGCUUUAAGGAGCAGCUAAUUCUACAGAGAGGUCAGCCAAGGCUGUGGAGAACCGGACUCAGAAUCAGAGGAGCCAUGAGCAACCCUCAGCCUUUGGAGGAGGAGGAAUAUGACAUGUCUGGCGCCCGCCUAGCCCUGACACUGUGUGUCACCAAAGCCCGUGAAGGUUCAGAAGAAGACCUAGUCGCCCUGGAACGCAUGUUCCAGCAGCUGGGAUUUGAGAGUACCAUAAAGAGAGACCCCACUGCCCAGCAAUUCCAGGAAGAAAUGGAAAAAUUCCAGCAGGCCAUUGAUGCCCGAAAAGACUUUGUCAGCUGUGCUUUCGUGGUGCUCAUGGCACAUGGGCGAGAAGGUUACCUCAAAGGGAUGGAUGAGCAGAUGGUCGAGCUGGAGGAUCUCUUUGAGGUUCUGAAUAACAAGAAUUGCCAGGCCCUGCGAGCCAAGCCUAAGGUGUACAUCAUGCAGGCCUGUCGAGGAGAACGAAGAGACCCCGGUGAAACAGUAGGUGGAGACAAUAUUGAGAUGAUCACAAAAGACAGUCUCCAAACCAUCCCAACAUAUACAGACACCCUUCACAUCUACUCCACAGUGGAGGGGUACAUUUCCUACAGACAUGACGAAGAAGGCUCUUACUUCAUCCAGACACUGGUUGAUGUGUUCACAAAUAGGAAAGGACCCAUCCUGGAGCUUCUGACAGAGGUAACCCGGCGGAUGGCUGAAGCAGAGCUGGUUCAGGAAGGGAGAGCGAGGAAAGUGAACCCCCAAGUUGAAAGCACCCUUCGGAAACGGCUCUAUCUGCAGUAGAAGUAGAAAGGGCAGAGAGGGGCUUCCUUUCAGGCGCUCUCUCUGCCCCUCAGAUGUUUAAAGGCUGCUCUCCCUACUCCCUCAAAAUCUUCUCUCCCCAAAGCUGAAUGGUACUCAGUCCUUCUUUCAUCACACAUCUUAUACAGCCCUCCUUCCAGAUAUCCCUGUCCUGCAUAAAGCAAUCCAGCUAAAACUGAGCACAAGGCAUGAUGGUAGCAAUAACAUCACCUCCCUCAGGCUGGACUCUUUACCUCUACUAAUGCAAACUAAGGAGGUAAUCACUUAUCCCACUUUCUGCUCCUAUGCUUAUCAGAAACCCUCUUCUAUCUUUUAUGCAUCAUACCCAUACAAAUGUAACUAGAUAAAGCUCAAGAUUUUUCACUAAUAAACCACUCACCACCUCCCAUCUCUAUCAAACCUUUGCUGGCUCCUAAAUCACACCCAGACUUAUAAUGUCUUCCUGAACCCACAACCAUUCCUAUCUCCCAGAGAUUCCUUCCUAAUUCCUAAAAAUUCAGUAAGGUAAGAAUCAUCCUCUCUCUAAGACCCUUCUUCCUUGGCUAGCAAGAUGGUGCCUUGACACUGUUCAUCUCCUAGUUCAUGGGUUCUCUCUGGCUAAUGGAGAUGCCACCUCUUCUUCGGGAUCUCUCCCUCCUAAUCAACACUGCCCCCACCACCACCACCAGGCCCUGGACUCUGCCCUCUCUCCAGAAACUCCACCUAUUCCUCCACCAUUCUACAGUUUCAACUUUCACCACUCUGAAUCAGAGCAUGUUGGAACUAUGGCAGAUACCCUAGUGUCACCCUGUUGUUUUGUAGACAACAUGAUAGAGGCUCGGAGAGGUUAUAUGGCUUGUCAAAUGCCACACAGUAAGUCAAGGGCAAGAUCAAGGUUUAGCUUCCAUUCCAGCCCCCUUCCCAGUGCCUUGAUCCAUCAGAACACUUUUCUAAUUAGAGCGACUACCUGAUAAAAAGCCCUCCUACCUUGGAGAUUGGCACUCCCUAGAAGACUUCUAGAAAUCCUUGUAGAGUUGGGGAAGAGUGCUGGAGUGGAAAUGCAGACAACUGUAAUUGAACAAUGAAAUAAUUUUUAAAAAAGAAAGAAGUCCUUGAUAACCAGCAUUCAAGGUUACUUCCAUGGAAUUCCAGCACUGGGUUGGAAGCCAGAUUAAACCCACUGCCUUCCAAGUCUGAGAUGCAUGUCUCUGUAUCUGCAGCCUGGACCUUUCACAUGGAAACAACCCAUAGCCAUAUCUGCCAUCACUGAAAACACAUGAUUAAAGAUGAGGCUCUUCCUCCUGGUCCAUCCUCCAACUGUUUCCUGUCACCCUCAACCUUAAACCCCAGAUUCAGACAUCUGCAGUUUUCUUUAACACCCUUCUUCUUGCAACCUUCCUAUGCCACCAUGUCCAGCCCAGCCUGACUUUGAAACAGUUCUCAUAUCUGUCUUCUCUUCCCCAACAUGUCACUCCCUAGGUGCAGGUCCCACCCUCACAUGUUUGCACCUUUGCACCAGCUUCCUUCAUUGCCUCAUCACUUGACCAUCUCACCCCUCCUCUGCCUCCAUACCAUCUACAAUUCUUGAACUUCCUGGAAUACCCAAGAAGACACAAUGGCACCCCAUCAUUUAGAGAACAAGGCCAAGAUCCACAUCCUGAUUUCUCACACUUUCAUAAUUCCACCUCCAGCCAGCAAUCAGCUCAAUUCAUCCCUCACCUCCCUCAUCAUGAAUAUGCUCUUCCAACAAGACUAAUGUCCUCUUACUCAUCCCUCCCUCUAAGCCUUUGCUAUCACCAUUUCCACAAACUGGCAUGCCCUCUCUCUCACUUCAUCUUCUUUCUGCUACCUCCCAUCCAUACUUAUUCCAGAAAGUCAUUCCUGAUAGUUGGUUCUACUCUCUUACCUAGGAUGAGAC
This is a messenger RNA of Phyllostomus hastatus (greater spear-nosed bat), 2827 nucleotides long. RefSeq names its product caspase 14 (gene CASP14). The transcript is spliced from 7 exons. Gene Ontology annotation, biological process: proteolysis. The coding region runs from base 184 to 912 and encodes 242 amino acids. The record is from RefSeq and is a predicted model, not a curated record. Gene Ontology annotation, molecular function: cysteine-type endopeptidase activity. NCBI's taxonomy places the organism in Eukaryota, Metazoa, Chordata, Mammalia, Chiroptera, Phyllostomidae.